AUGUCAGAUUUGGUUAAGAGAAGGAUCCUCAGCAAUAACAUCUUCAAUUUGGCAGGUUCCAUCACUAAUGCUUUCUGUAAAGCUGAAGGCGCUGCCCCUUCACCUAGGCUGAUCCGCUGGAACAAUAACAACAGUCGGUGCACUAUUUUGAAUGUUGAUGGCAGCUGUCUCGGUGUUCCCAUUUGCGCAAGUUUUGGAGGUGUCUUUCGCGACAACACAGGAACAUACAUAGCAGGUUAUUCGGGCUACAUCAGUCAUUCUCAGGAUAUUCUGUUUGCAGAGCUCACAGCUCUUUAUCAAAGGUUAAGGUUGGCGGUCAACUUAAAUUGUGAGGAAUUGGCGUGCUAUUCAGACUCCCUUCUUGCAAUCAACCUCAUCAAAGAUGAUUUAAAUCAUUUUCAUGUUUAUGUUGUUCUCAUUCAAAACAUCAAAGACAUCAUGGUUUCUCGUAAUUUCAACCUUCAUCACUCACUCAGAGAGGGAAAUCAAUGUGCAAACUUUAUGGCUAAACUUGGAGCAUCGAGCGAUGUUGAAUUGACUCUCCACUCUUCUCCUCUAGAGGACCUGCUGCCUCUGGUUAGGACGGAUGAAUUAGGAGUCCUCUUUAUGAGGCGCUAG
Medicago truncatula (barrel medic) is the source of this 618-nucleotide messenger RNA. RefSeq lists its product as uncharacterized. The record is from RefSeq and is a predicted model, not a curated record. Gene Ontology annotation, molecular function: RNA-DNA hybrid ribonuclease activity; nucleic acid binding. The coding region runs from base 1 to 618 and encodes 205 amino acids. The transcript has a single exon. NCBI's taxonomy places the organism in Eukaryota, Viridiplantae, Streptophyta, Magnoliopsida, Fabales, Fabaceae.